Onychostoma macrolepis is the source of this 1096-nucleotide messenger RNA. It is a transcript of the gene tmem97, whose product is annotated as transmembrane protein 97. Bases 146 to 679 code for a protein of 177 amino acids. The transcript has 3 exons. Lineage: Eukaryota; Metazoa; Chordata; Actinopteri; Cypriniformes; Cyprinidae. The record is from RefSeq and is a predicted model, not a curated record. Gene Ontology annotation, cellular component: endoplasmic reticulum.
AUGGAAUGACAAAGAUUAGAUGUGACCGAGUUGAAGGACAAAUCAGAGACAGAGGAGUAACACGCUAUUCUACACUGACCACCGACGCCGUCUACUACUACUGCUGGAACACUGUCGGCGGAGCAACUUGCCAACACUUACCAACAUGUUUCUUCGCGCUUUAGAAAUUAUAUUUUUCUUUUACUUUUUGUCCCACAUUCCAAUUACUCUCAUUAUUGAUCUUCAGCCUUUGCUUCCUGACCAUCUGUAUCCUUCCAAGCUGAAAGGACUAUUGCAGUGGUAUGCUGCUGAAUUCAAGGAUCCAAUGAUGAUGGACCCUCCUGUGUGGUUCAAAUCUUUUGUUUUCUGCGAGGCUCUCAUUCAGCUGCCCUUUUUCCCAAUUGCAGCAUACGCCUUCAUGAAGGGUGGAUGCAAAUGGAUCAGGACUCCAGCCAUCAUUUAUUCUGUUCAUGUGGCCACCACUCUAAUCCCCAUUUUAAGUCACGUCCUUUUUAAUGACUUUCCUCUGGCACCACAUCCGGGACCCCAAACUCUUCAGGAACGUCUGACCCUGGUGUCCAUUUAUGCUCCGUACCUCAUCAUCCCUGUCAUGAUACUGUUCACCAUGCUCUUCAGCUCAACAUAUAACUCAACCUCUCCGAGAGGAAAUGCUUCCUCAAAGUCCAAGAAACAAAGAUAGAUACAGUUCAUCCCUUCUAUGUAUUCAUUAUAGUUGUUGUUGGUAAUUAAAUGUGAUUAAAUAUUUUAAUAUGUGCGAGGAUAUUUGAUCAUUGUAUAUAGCUUUUACUCUAUUUCAAAUUUAAGUAAAUUGACCUUAUGGUGAUUGUUUACUGAUGACAACACGUGUAAAUGCAAAAUAUAUUUUUAUUCAAAUGUUCUUCAAAAUGGUAUGAAGUUUGUCAAAUAUUGAGAUUACGCACUUGAUGAUCCAAAUGGUAAAUGUAAACAAACAAUAAGUGAAUUAUGUUUUCCAUAACUUACGGAAAAUAUUUUGGUUGUGGUCCCAUGAGCAUAUGCGAAAAUAAAACCGGACGAGUUCAAGUCACAAACAGCAAGUUAAAAUACAAAUCAUACAGAAAAUAAACAUUUUACCUGA